Elgaria multicarinata webbii is the source of this 843-nucleotide messenger RNA. RefSeq names its product olfactory receptor 14C36-like. Bases 1 to 843 code for a protein of 280 amino acids. The transcript has a single exon. Gene Ontology annotation, molecular function: odorant binding; olfactory receptor activity; G protein-coupled receptor activity. Gene Ontology annotation, cellular component: membrane. The record is from RefSeq and is a predicted model, not a curated record. Gene Ontology annotation, biological process: G protein-coupled receptor signaling pathway. Lineage: Eukaryota; Metazoa; Chordata; Lepidosauria; Squamata; Anguidae.
AUGUACCUCGUUGUCUUGAUGGGAAAUCUUCUGCUCAUUACUGUGGUAGCAGUCAACAGUAAUCUUCACACCCCAAUGUAUUUCUUUCUUGUCAACUUAUCCCUCAUUGACCUUGGAUCCACUUCUGUUAUCAUUCCCAAAUCAAUGGCCAAUGCCCUCAUGAACACAAUGCAGAUUUCAUAUGCUGAAUGUGUUGCACAAAUGCUUUUGUUUCUUUUCUUCCUGUCAACAAACACAUUCAUUCUCACUGUCUUGGCCUAUGACCGAUAUGUUGCCAUCUGUCACCCACUGCACUUUGCAACUAUGAUGAAAAGAACCAACUGCAUCCAAAUGGCUGGUGGGGCAUGGUUGGCAGGAUUUCUGAAUGCUGCACUCCACACAGGUACCAUUUUCUCACUGCCCUUCUGCUCCAAUAUCAUCCAUCAGUUCUUCUGUGAUAUCCCACAUGUAAUCAGGCUCUCUUGUUCUGAUUCAUACCUCAAUGAAAUGUGGAGUCUUGCCUUUAGUGUAUGUUUAGGUGUCAGCUGCUUUGUAUUUAUUAUCAUGUCCUAUGUGCGGAUCUUUGCCACUGUGUUCAGAAUGCCCUCCGUGGAGAGAAGACAAAAGGCCUUCUCCACUUGUAUCCCCCACCUCAUUGUUGUCUCCCUAUUAAUCGGCACUGUCCUCUUUACUUAUCUUACGCCAAACUCUGCCUCUUCAUACAAUCUGGAUCAAGCACUUGCUGUGUUAUAUACUGUGGUACCUCCAAUGAUGAACCCAGUAAUCUACAGCAUGAGGAACCAAGAUGUCAAGGCUGCCUUGUGGAAGAUGCUUGGUAGGGGGGCAUCUUACCAUAAAGAAUAA